Aureobasidium subglaciale EXF-2481 is the source of this 1030-nucleotide messenger RNA. RefSeq lists its product as uncharacterized. Bases 45 to 788 code for a protein of 247 amino acids. The transcript has a single exon. The record is from RefSeq and is a predicted model, not a curated record. Lineage: Eukaryota; Fungi; Ascomycota; Dothideomycetes; Dothideales; Saccotheciaceae.
GAUCCAUCGCCGUCUAUCACUGUCACAACAUCCAGUAGUCGCAAAUGCAUAUCAGUUCUUCAAUCUUGGCUAGCUUCGGGUUGGUUGGCUCGUCGCUGGGGUCACUUCUUCCUGGCAGCCAGCACAUCUUCUCGAAUCCCUCACCAGAGUCUACCUCGGGCUUCCGCAUCCCCACUGUGCAUGAGUCUGCUGUCCAAGCACGCCGUAUUCUUCGUCUUGAAAACAUUGGCACACUAUCGACUGUUUUCCCAUCUGAGAAUCAGCAUGAAAUUUACUCUUUGGAACAACGACCAGUUGGACUUGGAGGUAUUCCCAUCGGCUUGAUGGAUUACUAUGCCGAUUGUGAGCCCGAUAGUGGCAACCCGACCAUUCUUGCACUGGAUAUUGCUACAUCGUUCAAGAACGUGGCGGCAGGCAGCAACAUCACUAUGAGCCUACGUUGGCAUCCUCAGGACGGUCGCUGGCACAGUGCCGCCAGCAUGCCAAGAUUCUCUCUUGUUGGUCACCUCGAGGAUGUGGACGAUGCGGAUGUCGAGAAAGCUGGUCUUGCCGCAUGCUUCGUCAAGAAUCACCCAGAUGCGGUCGCAUGGUUGCCAGGUAAUCGCAUACACACCAGCAGAUGGGUGAGACUUGUGGUUGAAGAGGUUUACUGGAUCGGAGGCUUUGGCGAUCGUGCAUACAUCGGUUGGAUUCCGCUGAGCGCGUGGCACAAUGUCACGCAGCAGGAGAUUGCUGCCGGAAGGUUGCCUGGCGAGAAAUCAACUUGGGGAUGGUCGGACUGGCUAUGAGCAUGCGUCCAUUGUUAUCAUAUUCGCAUAUAUUCCUCAUCGAAAUCUACAGAUCGCUGCCCAAGGCCUGCUGCUCCUAGACAGUUCGAUGGUGGUGCAACACAAUACCAAACAUUAACGAAAGCCACAGCAAAUCGUCACAAGUGAUAAAUAGUGGAGCAAUGUGGUUUGACAAUGUAAAUGCCAUGUCAGUUUGUUGUAGAUGUCUAUCUAAACAACACCCAAGCAAAAUAGGACUCCGU